This is a messenger RNA of Oppiella nova, 548 nucleotides long. Lineage: Eukaryota; Metazoa; Arthropoda; Arachnida; Sarcoptiformes; Oppiidae. The record is from the annotation of a GenBank genome assembly.
GUCUCAUUGAAAGCCACAUUGACUUCAAUUCAUUUCCUUUUCUCGUUUGUCAGUAAAGAUGUCUAAAAGAGGACGUGGAGGAACCGCUGGCGCCAAGUUUCGCAUAUCUCUUGCGCUGCCCGUCGGGGCUGUCAUGAACUGUGCCGACAAUACUGGCGGUAAAAACCUGUACGUAAUCGCCGUGAAUGGCAUUAAGGGACGACUGAACCGAUUGCCGGCCGCCGGGUGUGGAGACAUGUUUGUGGCCACAGUCAAGAAGGGAAAGCCCGAGCUGCGGAAGAAGGUUAUGCCCGCUGUGGUGAUCAGACAGAGGAAGCCCUUCAGGAGGAAGGACGGCGUCUUCAUCUACUUCGAGGACAACGCCGGAGUGAUUGUCAACAAUAAGGGCGAAAUGAAGGGGUCGGCCAUCACGGGACCCGUCGCUAAAGAGUGCGCCGAUCUGUGGCCAAGAAUCGCAUCCAACGCGUCGUCCAUUCAGUAAAAGGCAUUCACUCUGUAUUUCUGUCUUCAAUUGAAUUUUGAAUUAAAUAAAAAAAAUUAAACACAAA